Messenger RNA from Penicillium pulvis, 951 nucleotides. RefSeq names its product TDA10 family protein. The transcript has 5 exons. NCBI's taxonomy places the organism in Eukaryota, Fungi, Ascomycota, Eurotiomycetes, Eurotiales, Aspergillaceae. The record is from RefSeq and is a predicted model, not a curated record. Gene Ontology annotation, cellular component: cytoplasm. Bases 1 to 951 code for a protein of 316 amino acids.
AUGCCGAUAAUUGACGACAAAUCGCAGCACUGCAUCCCAUUUCUACUGGAGCGUCUCCGCGUCCACUCGGCCCGGUACGGCGACGGUAAUACCCCGCCAUUCUUUUUAGGUCUCAAUGGCGUGCAGGGUGCCGGCAAGACCGUCCUGGUGUCAACUCUGCAAGAGACACUCCGUUCCGAGCCGUACUCGCUCUCCGUCGUGACCUUGUCGCUUGACGACCUUUACCUUACACACGCCGAUCAGUUUGCGCUGGCUCAAGCAAACCCAAAUAACCCGCUUCUUCAACAUCGUGGUCAACCUUCCACUCACGAUUUAGAUCUGGGUGAGAAGGUCUUUGCUUCGCUCGCGGCCGAGCAACCCACUGCUAUUCCGCAAUAUGACAAGUCUGCGUUUUCCGGGCAAGGUGAUCGUGUGCCUGAGUCGCAAUGGAAAGUCGUGAACCAGGAAGGACAGAAGAAAAUUAAGAUUGUCAUUUUUGAAGGCUGGUGUGUCGGGUUUCGUCCUCGGGAUGACCAAACUCUGCGCUCCAAGUGGGAAACUGCUGUGCAGCAAAAGGAGACCGGGAAUUAUCAAGGCCGUCUAGGCUAUGUUAAGUUGGAGGAUGUGCAGGCUGUCAAUGACGCACUGAAGCGAUAUGAUGCAUUGACUGAUAAAUUCGAUGCCCUGAUCCACAUAGAUGCUCAGAAUUUACGUUUUGUCUACGAAUGGCGCCAGGAACAAGAGCGUUCUCUCCGUGCAUCUAAGGGCACUGGCAUGACUGAGGAGCAGGUCAAUCAUUUCGUAGACGGCUACUAUCCCUCAUACGAACUUUUCACAGAAACCCUUCGCGAGGGUGUCUUCAAACCUGCGGUUCACCAUCCAGUUAUAGCCUCGUCAUCCGACUGGCAGGGUCGCCAACUUCGUCUUGUGGUGGACCGAAACAGAAGAGUACAGGAAGUGAUACAGAUUUGA